Molecule: messenger RNA, 1380 nt
Organism: Caenorhabditis briggsae
Lineage: Eukaryota; Metazoa; Nematoda; Chromadorea; Rhabditida; Rhabditidae
Exons: 4
Coding region: 1-1380 (459 amino acids)
Source: RefSeq, a predicted model, not a curated record
AUGUUACGGUUAUCUAAAGCGCUGGAUUCUAAACUUAUCGGAGAAGUUGCAUUAGCUCUCCAAGACCUCGACGAUAGCGGGAAAUGUUCAGAUGCCUUUGAAUACAUUCUCUAUGAAAUCAUUUCAUGGGAUCUCACACAAUUGCCUGCAGUUUCUGAAGGAGUUAUUCGCCGUCUAAUGGAUCUGGUUAAUAAUCGGGAUUCUUUAGAAAAUAUUUCCCAAAAAAUCUUGAAAGCACAAUCUGCAGUUGCAGUUCAGUUAGCGGUGACGAAGAUGAUCGAAGAAAAUUGGUUACUCAGCCACGAAGCUUGCAACGAUGUCUGGAGAAAAAUCAAAGCAAAUCAGCCUACUGAAGAGAAGUUGGACGAAAAUAUGAUUGACGAAUAUGUUGCUCGGGUCACUGCAAACUGUAAAAUUUUGAGAUUGUCUGGAACUCCACGCCGAUUUUUGUCCAGUAUGCUUCUGGAGUGUUUCAAAGCUUCCAGUCAAUUUCGGAAGACCGUGUCCACUGAUUUUCUGAACGAGCUUGCGAUUCUUUCAUCUUUCCACCCUGUGAUUAUUGCUGGAAGUAUGAAAAAAGGUCCCAAUAUCUUCUUGCUACCACAAGUUUUCACGGAAUAUCACCGAUUUUGUCUAGAGACUCAGGAAUUCAUAAGUUUCUAUCGUCACCAUUCAGUCUAUCAUAGAGCAAACUCAUGUGGUAUGCUUUCGGUCUUCCGGAGCAUUUGUGAUCGGAUGAACCGAAUUGAGCCGUUGCAAGGAGAAGACAUUGAAAAUGUUGUGGAUUUGUGGCUGGCCGCUAUACCUAUUUUCGACGGACAUGGAAUAUCGAUGAAUGAUAUAACAGACUCAGCAAAACUAAUCGAAGCAAGCACUUCGAAAUUCGAUAUCAAAAGGCGCCCUUUAUUCCUUAAACGGUUUUUGAGAAAGCUUUCUGAAAAGAAAGAUGCGAGCGUUGGCAUGGAACCUCAAAUCGUAGCCACAAUCAUUACCACAUUUCAACGGAAUGCGUUCAAUCAUAAAUCUUCUGAAUUCUACGAAGAGCUCGGAGAGUUUUGGACACUAUGUCUGAAGAUGAAAUAUGAUGAUAUCUACUACGCAACCGUCUUCUACUCUGCUGUCUUCACAUUAGCACAAGCUCAAGCUGUUUUUCGAGUAAAGAAGGAACUAUGUAGAGCCGUUUACGAGAAGAUUCUGCAACCCAUGCAUCAGCAAAUUGUAGAUUUUGUCAAGCUGAAAAAUUUAGAGACUAAUAAAGCUUCAACUGAUGAAGAGAGAAUUAUGCUGGAGCAGAAGAAUCUUGGAGCAAGCUACUUUUCGAUACUGACAUGCACUUACAAAAAUGCCGAGGACCGAAUUUUGGAAUUCAUUAAUCAAUGA